This is a messenger RNA of Drosophila simulans, 2069 nucleotides long. It is a transcript of the gene vvl, whose product is annotated as POU domain protein CF1A. Gene Ontology annotation, molecular function: DNA-binding transcription factor activity, RNA polymerase II-specific; RNA polymerase II cis-regulatory region sequence-specific DNA binding. The record is from RefSeq and is a predicted model, not a curated record. The transcript has a single exon. NCBI's taxonomy places the organism in Eukaryota, Metazoa, Arthropoda, Insecta, Diptera, Drosophilidae. The coding region runs from base 775 to 2058 and encodes 427 amino acids. Gene Ontology annotation, biological process: regulation of transcription by RNA polymerase II; brain development. Gene Ontology annotation, cellular component: nucleus.
CGCUCGUCGGUGUGCGUAAUCGUAUCUGUGCGACGUACCGCCGAGCGUCGAGAGCGCUCAACGUAGAGCUGCGGUGCGAGACAUGACGUUAGUUCACUUCGAUAGCUCUACGAGUCUGCACGUGAAUUUUCCCUGGGCUCUCGGCUGUCUUGACUGCUCAAAUCUCACAACACACAAUCUCACAUCUCAAUCGGCAUCGAAUCGGUCAAGCAACCCAGUAGAAACACACAUUCGAAAUCUCAAUCUGUAUCUGAAUAUCAGAGUUCUGCGUUCUGACCACUGAGUUCUAUCGAUGAUUUAAAUCGUUGCGAAAAAUCGCCACAAAAAGUGCCAAGUGUUAGAAGUGCUAAAUGAAAUUCGAAAAUAAAAAAUCUAAAUAAAUAACCAAAUAAAACGCAGUUAGCCCAACACGCUAGUCAAGCUAAAUAAACGUGAAACCCCAAGCAAAUUGCCGUCGGAUUUUUAACUUAACCCAAAGCUGAAAUAAACUUGUUGAACGCGCUCGAGGGCCACGCCCCCAAAAAAGCAAACGGAAAAAACCGUCGAGCCCAAAAACAAAAAACGAAAAAACAAAAUAAGCGAAAUAGAAUUUUUGCGCCUGCCACGUUGCCCGUAAAAGACGUCAAGACGGUUGCCUCACGGUUCGAGUGGAAUGAGCAUAGGGACCCUGGUCUUCCUUUCGAUCGAUCGGUGUACAAAGUCGUUAAACUGAGCCCCAACUUGGAGCCCUACCCCGCCAGCGUGGAGGGCCUGAACAGCCCCAGAGCGGUGGGGAUGGCCGCGACUUCGUACAUGACGCCGCCGAGCGGUGAUCUGGACAUGGCCCUCGGAGGCGGUGGAUAUCACACCUCGUCGCCGCGCUCGGCGGCGGAUGCCGGUGAGAUGAAGUACAUGCAGCACCAUCAUCAUCAUCAUGCCGCCGCCGCGGCAGCUGCCCACCAUCAGUUGCCCUCGUCGCCAUCGCCCAAUGGCCAGGGCAAUGGUGGCGGACUUGGAUUGGGUUCCGGUUCCGGGUUGGGCUCAUGGAGUGCCCUCCAUCCGGAUCCGUGGAUGCAAACCCAUCAUACGCACCAUCUGCCCGCCGCCGCUGCCGUUGCCUCGGCAGCCGAUACCGUCAAGCAGGAGAUGUCGCAUCUCUCGCAGCAGACGCGCAUCCAACAGGGCAUGGCCUCGCCCCAUGCCGCCUGGCAUGCUCCCCAUGCGGGACACUAUGCGCCCACGGGCGGCUCACCGUUGCAGUACCAUCAUGCCAUGAACGGAAUGCUCCAUCAUCCGGCCCAUGCGGUUGCAGCGGCCCAUCAUCAGAGUGUGGCGCCACUGCAUCAUACGCUGCGCGGGGAAUCGCCACAGCUGCACAUACACCAUCACAUGGGCGGCGGUGAUCGGGAUGCCAUAAGCGGCGGCGAGGAGGACACUCCCACGUCCGAUGAUCUGGAGGCCUUUGCCAAGCAGUUCAAGCAGCGCCGAAUCAAGCUGGGCUUCACCCAGGCCGAUGUGGGCCUGGCACUGGGCACUCUCUAUGGCAAUGUGUUCUCGCAGACGACCAUCUGCAGAUUUGAGGCACUGCAGCUGAGCUUCAAGAACAUGUGCAAGCUGAAGCCGCUGCUGCAGAAGUGGCUGGAGGAGGCGGACUCCACAACGGGCUCACCCACGUCCAUUGACAAGAUCGCCGCUCAGGGGCGUAAGCGCAAGAAACGCACCAGCAUCGAGGUGAGCGUGAAGGGGGCACUGGAGCAGCACUUCCACAAGCAGCCGAAGCCAUCCGCCCAGGAGAUAACCUCGUUGGCCGACUCCUUGCAGCUGGAGAAGGAGGUGGUGCGCGUGUGGUUCUGUAAUCGGCGGCAGAAGGAGAAGCGCAUGACGCCACCAAAUACGCUCGGCGGCGACAUGAUGGACGGCAUGCCGCCGGGCCAUAUGCAUCAUGGUGGCUAUCAUCCGCAUCACGAUAUGCACGGCAGUCCGAUGGGCACACACUCCCACUCGCACAGUCCGCCCAUGCUGAGCCCACAGAAUAUGCAAUCCUCGGCGGUAGCGGCGCAUCAGUUGGCGGCCCACUAGCAAUCAGAAAU